AUGAAUGACCUUUGUCUGUUCACAGGUAAGGCGGUGGAGAAGGACUGGGAAAAGAAAAUGGACCUACGUUGUGAGGACACCUUUAGCAAAGGUAACAGCUGUUAAGGGUCCCAGGGGGAGCAGUUACUGAUUUAAGUUAAACAAGUGAGAGAAAAAGGGAAUUUUAGUUUAAAAUUUUGAAUGCAUUAAUAUUACAUUAGUAAACCUCUUGUCCAGACUGAUCUAGGACCCUAGUUUAUUAGCCAAUUUCUACCAUCCAGGUGUGGUGCGCUGUGUAGAGAAACUUGGAUCACUGUUUGACAAAUGUUAUGACAUCAUGUGGAUCAUAGCGUACUUGCUUUGCUGGCCACUGAAGGUCUGUCGUGCGACAUAAUGUUACUUACAUAGCUUACUUAACUGAUGACUCGCUAUAAAGGAAAUGUGGACUAUGAUAUCUAUCCCAUACAGAACUAAUGUUAACUUAUAAACAAAAUAUCCACGUCUUGUCCUGUGAAUUUGUGAAUUGUUGAAAUUUCUAGUUGCACCUUUAAAAUUUGUCGUCUUAUUGAUUUUAUAUAUCUUUUAACCGUUUUGAGUUCACAGCCAGUAGAAAGAAAGGAUAGCAGAAAAAAAAGGAAUCGAAAUGCAUGUUCCCUGUUUAAUAGCAAUGCAAGACAUUAUUUGAAGUUUUGAUGAUAAAAACCGAUUUUUUCUAUAUCAACCUUUCUAAUCUACCAUUUGUCCACAUUUGGAUAAACUAUUGUAUCUAUCUAUCCCAAUGUCCACCAUUCUAAUCUACCAUUAUGUCCACAUGUGGAUAAACUAUUAUAUCUUUCUAUCCUAGUGUACACUAUUAUGAUUCUAAUCUACCAUUAUGUCCAAUUGUGGAUAAACUAUUGUAUCUUUCUAUCCUAGUGUCCACCAUUGGGUACAAAGAUAAUGUUAGGGGCUAUUUACUCACCAGAUAAGUGCCUUCUGUAAUCUGGUCACCCUCCUGCCCGGUGCCUUCGGGAUGAACUGUCAGUCAAUGAAAGUGGUCAAUCCUGGAUUUGGAGAAACGUUUGUGGCAGCAAGGGCAGUAAUCGAUGACAUGGACCAGGGCAUGGAUGUAAGAAAAUAAUUUUCUCAUUAUGUUAAGGAUUUAGUUAUCCGCAAUAACAGUAAUACAUUUGUUUAACCAAAAUAUGGCCCCAACAUAUUGUGACAGAUGGCCCCGACAUAUUGUGACAGAUGGCCCCGACAUAUUGUGACAGAUGGCCCCGACAUAUUGUGACAGAUGGCCCCGACAUAUUGUGACAGAUGGCCCCGACAUAUUGUGACAGAUGUCCCCAAUAUAUUUUGACAGACGCCCAGGACAUUUUUGACAGAAGCCCCGACAUAUUUUAAAAGAUGCCCCCAACGUAUUUUGACUGAUGCCUCCAGCAUAUUUUGACUAAUGCCCCCAACAUAUUUUGACUGAUGCACCCAACAUAUUUUGACUGAUGCCCCCAACAUAUUUUGACUGAUGCCCCCAGCAUAUUUUGACUGAUGCCCCCAGCAUAUUUUGACUGAUGCCCCCAGCAUAUUUUGACUGAUGCCCCAGCAUAUUUUGACAGAUGCCCCCAGCAUAUUUUGACAGAUGCCCCAACUUGAACACCUAACAUUGUCCCCAAAAUUGUUCUCCCAUCGAAUAACGCCCUCUGACUUUAUUUAAAACAAUGAUUUUAAAAUUUUGCUUCAAAUUCUAAAAUCAAGAAUUUACCGGGAUUCAACAUUCCCCUGCGAGAGAUGCGGCCGUGAUUGUCAUUCAAGGAUUGGCCUAGUGAGCCACUCGUCAAAGUGUAGAGCUAUAUAGCUACUCCAUCGUCUCACGAAGGCGGAAGGAUGCCUUAUUAAUUAAUGCCUACGAAAGAAACAGUCAAUUAGUUCAUAGUGCUGUAUUAUUUUAAAAUACAAAGAUGCUAAAAAAAUUUAAUUGAAUACUUAAAAAAUGCUAUAAAAUUAGCUUUCUAACUUACUGGUCAUUUAUCUCAGCUCUCUUCGAGUAUUAUGUGUGUCUUUUCCAGCUUUGAUUGCAAUCAAUUCCUGAAGUCAGAAUUGGAACUAACAUACACAAAUAUGCUACCUUUUGAUUGAUAGUUUGAUUGGCUGAAUCAUUUUAGGCUUGGGGUUAUAAAAUCAAAGACGUAUCACCAAUGUAGAGUUAUACUGUUAUGUCAAAAAGUACGUGAUUGACACUGACACAAAGAACAUGGCUGGCACUGACACGAGGAGCAUGGCUGGCACAAAGAACAUGGAUGGCAUUGACACAAAGAACAUGGUUUGAUACUGACACAAAGAACAUGGUUGUCACUGACACAAAGAACAUGGCUGACACUGACACAAAGAACAUGGUUGUCACUGACACAAAGAACAUGGCUGACACUGACACAAAGAACAUGGUUUGAUACUGACACAAAGAACAUGGCUGACACUGACACAAAGAACAUGGCGGACACUGACACAAACAAGAUGGUUGUCACUGACACAAAGAACAUGGCUGACACUGACACAAAUAACAUGGUUGUCACUGACAAAAAGAGCAUGGCUGACACUGACAGCAAGUAACAUUUUUGACAUAUAAUCAUUAAUUUAGUGUACACUCCCGCCUCACACUCCCCCCCCAACCCCAGGUGAAGAUGCAGUAUAAAAUGGUGGGUGACGCCAGUGCCGUAGACUACACCCCUGUCGAGGAGAUGAGACAAGCCACGAUCCAUGAGGUCAAUGAGAAGGUGGACCUGUUCUCAUACCUCUUCUCCAUAGUGGCACACCUGCUGACCUUUGCCUUCUUGAUCAUGUUCAAAAGCGCGUAUACUUAUAAUAAGUGAGUACGACUUACGACACUGACAUUUGUACAAAAAAUUAUGUUUUAAAUAUUAGGCCCAAUUCCCUAUUCCAAGUCAGUUUAUUGGGGAUAUAAAAUAUAUAUCAGAAAUUAAGCUAUCGCUUCAUAGCCUACCUUAUCUAGCAAUGUAAGAUAGCAUCUGAAAUAAAGCUAUCACUGCCAUUGUCUCAUUCUGAGCAUACCUUGUUCAUUAAUUUACCAAACCAAAAUUUACACUUUUUAUAUAUAUAUAUAUAAAACCCCCCCCCCCCCCCCCCACGUUGACAGAUUAUUUUAACUAGCCGAUAUAACCAUGCUUAACUUGGGGGAUAGGGGGGUGGGGAGAGAGAGGGGUGCCAUUGAACUGAUUGGUAGAAGUUAUAGAGCCUAGUCUAAUGGUCCAUCACGUGAUUACCUUGAUGGAGCUAACGUAUAAAGUGUUUGGUUAAGAAACAUUAUUUACCUUUUGUCAAGCCUCUUUGAAAAAUACAAAUAAAAAAGAAAGGAGUCUUUUUUUUUUUUUUUUUUUUUUUUUUAAAAGCACCCAGUCUUUGACAUAUAUUUUGACAAAGAAUGACUGCUUUUCUUUUAAAAUAUUAAUUCUUUUCUAUUUGUAUUUUUUUUUAACUACAAAUUUUUAAAAAUAUUAAUAAUCUAAAAAAAAAUGGAUAUUUAUUUUUAAAUCUUCGUCUACUUUGAACGAGUUUAUUUUCUGGUUAAGGAGUCUCUCCUCAAUGAAGUGAUCACUUUUGUCAUCUGGCUUGAGGGGACUUGCUUAUUCUAAAUAUAUAUGAUUUGGAUUUAAAUUAAUAAGAUUUCUUAUAACCAAACGAGUAAAUCACUUCUCGAUCGCAAACUUUAGUUUUCGGGGACGCCGAGUUCUGCCCUAACGGAAACGAAGGCGGCCCUCGUGCCAGGGGGGGGGGGCACGGCUCCUCGUGAGUUGCCGUUCAAGAGCUAACGCCCAGUGACACUUCUGCACUUAGUGUCUAAAAAAAAAAAAAUUCCCCAAAAAGUGCAGCUACUGGGUCAUUAUUUUGCGCGCCUGGUGCGCAUUUCCUCGUCCUCGCGCAUUUAAACAUACAUUGAGUUUUCUCUAUACAGACGGCACGGUUUUUGUGUGUGUUCCUUCAUCUUCUUGGAGCAGAAGUCAUUCAUCUGUUAUAAUUAAUGUUCAACAUCACCUUCAACACUGUCCCUUAGAAAAUACCUGACGGAGCUCAGUUUUGACAACAUCUACAUCACGCCCUACUUCCGCCACAUCGACGCCCGGAGGAAGGCGCAGGGCAAGAAGACAUUGCUGCCGCUAAAGAAGUUCGAGUCCAAAGAAUACACAAGUCUCAGCAAAAUGAGUGAGUGGCCGAUUUCAACAAUGGUUGUUUGAGGAUAGAAAGGUUUGGGGACUUAUUUAUUACAGGGACAUUUUGACCAAGUGUUUUGAAUGAUAGAAUUGUCUACGUCGUGCCGUGCACUCUUAAAUGCAACAAUUUUUUGCAUUGUGAAAAUGUUUUUAAUAUUUUGUCUAGACACUUACAAAAAUAUUCUUAAUUCUAAUUCAGGAAAAUAAUAAAAACCAAUAAAAAAUGUUUAAAAGGGGUUUAGUUUUAUUUACUAUAAAAUAUUGACAUGCUAGAAAAUAUAUUGAAAAGUAAUCACUUAAUUUGCACUUAUCUUUUUGGGGUCAUUUGUCGACUUGAAAUGAGACACCGUUCAGAUUUCUACUUGUGUCCAAGCGAAAAAAGAUGUAAUAUUUAACAGAACUCUUGCACCACCCGUCCUUGCAGAGUUGUCCCCGGUCGAAAGGAGUCGCCUCAUCUCUGCCACAGCACUGUUGAUGGUCCGUGUGUUUAUUAGCGCCAUCAUAUGCUACAUGGACAGCUUAUUGUACCAGGUGAUGUUAACCCAUUGAUACUUGGUUGUACUACAGCAGGGGUUCUCAAAAUUCCUAAUGACUCCAAACUUAAAAUAUUUAUCGUUGCUCCUUCAUAAAUCUGUGUUUUCCGACGGUCUUACUAGGCGACCCCUGUGUAAGGGUCGUGCGACCCCCCAAUGGGAUCGCGACUCAAAGUUUAAGAGACGCUGUACUAUAGGAUUGGGCAACCUAAGGCUGGCGGGCCACUUGUGGCCCUCUCAAACGUUGUAUGCAGCCCGCAGAGACCUUCCGGGGACAUGUUAAAUGUCUUCGUAAAAUGCACAAAUUGGGAAUGGUUAUCUUUAAAAGCUUUUGAAAAUGUCAAUUUAAUAAUAAUAGAAGUAAUCAAAACAAACGGAACAAUUAUUCCGUUGCUUAAUUUCGAGCUCAUUUUCAACAGAACUUUUACAAAACUAUAAGCUGUCCGUCAAAAAUAAAAAAAAUUGUGUCCAUCCGGCCCUCUUCACGUAGAGAUUGUACAUCAGUGUUGUUCUAGGGAUGAUAUCAUAUUGAUAGAUUGCUGUACCAGGUAGAGGCACUCAGCAUUGAUAUGUUGCCAGGUAAUGUUACGUGAUGUUAACCAAUUGCUAUGUUGCCAGGUAAUUUUACAUGAUGUUAACCAAUUGCUAUGUUGCCAGGUAAUGUUACAUGAUGUUAACCAAUUGCUAUGUUGCCAGGUAAUGUUACAUGAUGUUAACCAAUUGCUAUGUUGACAGGUAAUGUUACAUGAUGAAACUUAGAUGAAUUAUUUCUUUUAUCCUCUCCACCAGAUUUUGGACAUAGUUGCCAGGAACAGCCGGGUUGAAUACCACCAGACGGGGGAGCAUGUCAUUGACAUCAAGGUCGGUCACUGUACACGUAUAAACUGGCCACUGGGGUAGUCGGUAUUCGAAGAGGGUGGUAUUGUGAGAACCACUUUUAAAAUGGGAACUGUCAGUAAAAAGGGGUGAGGAGCCAGAACGUAUAACAGCAGUUUAAAAUAUUUAGAGUUCUAGACUUAUGAUUUUAUAUAUAGGCGGGUGCGGGUGAGAAUCAGUGGCGUAGGAAGAGGGGGGGGGGACCGGGGUAAAGGGCCACCAGCAGCACCCUUUUUCUCUAUAUCUAGACAAGUGGCAUUUUGGCACAAGUGCAAGGAAAAGAAAGGAAUUAAAAGACACAAUUCCUAAUUUUAUUUUACCAUCAAUUACUAGACAUUUAAUGAGAUAUUGGAACUAUAACAUUGGCUCAGGUUUAAACAGUGUAUUUAGGCUCAAUAUUCUGACCCAGUUAAAUAGAAAUAUUGGGAGGGAAAAAAGAAGUGAAGUAAACCAAAACAAGACGCCGAUAAGGACAACAGCCAAUCAAAUGACAGUAUUGGAGAGACAUUUUGUUUUGGCAACAUGGUGUGACAUGAAUAACAAGCUCAAUACAUGCUAAAUUGGCAGCUUUAAUAAUAAUAAUAAUAUUGACUUACAGUUUUUUUAAUGCUUAAUAGCACUCCUCGGGGGUUGAAGGGAAUAUACAAAAAUUAGAUUAGGUUUCAAGAUAUUUUAAGAUUGAAUAUUCUUGCCAUCUUGGACAUCAUGAUUACAGGUCUACGGAACUGGCUUUAUGAGCUCCCUUGUGAGAAACUUUCUGGUCAAGUUCAAUACAAAGCACAAACUUGACCAGCUCACCACCAACUAUGACUGUCUACCCAGCCCCUCCCAGACGGACGUCGCCAUUGUCGCAUUUCUGUUCUUGACCUACUUCAUUGUCUGGCUGUUUCUUUACUUCGAGGCGUUUGGACUUAGGCUGAGGUGGGCACGUCUGGGGGAGGUGCGUACGUCUAGGGGAGGUGUGUACGUCUGGGGGAGGUGUGCGCGUAUGGGGGAGGUGUGUACGUCUAGGGGAGGUGUGUACGUCUAGGGGAGGUGUGUACGUCUAGGGGAGGUGUGUACGUCUGGGGGAGGUGUGUACGUCUGGGGGAGGUGUGUACGUCUGGGGANGUAUCAUGUCAGGUUGAGGUGUGUGUAUCAUGUCAGGUUGAGGUGUGUGUAUCAUGUCAGGUUGAGGUGUGUGUAUCAUGUCAGGUUGAGGUGUGUGUAUCAUGUCAGGUUGAGGUGUGUGUAUCAUGUCAGGUUGAGGUGUGUGUAUCAUGUCAGGUUGAGGUGUGUGUAUCAUGUCAGGUUGAGGUGUGUGUAUCAUGUCAGGUUGAGGUGUGUGUAUCAUGUCAGGUUGAGGUGUGUGUAUCAUGUCAGGUUGAGGUGUGUGUAUCAUGUCAGGUUGAGGUGUGUGUAUCAUGUCAGGUUGAGGUGUGUGUAUCAUGUCAGGUUGAGGUGUGUGUAUCAUGUCAGGUUGAGGUGUGUGUAUCAUGUCAGGUUGAGGUGUGUGUAUCAUGUCAGGUUGAGGUGUGUGUAUCAUGUCAGGUUGAGGUGUGUGUAUCAUGUCAGGUUGAGGUGUGUGUAUCAUGUCAGGUUGAGGUGUGUGUAUCAUGUCAGGUUGAGGUGUGUGUAUCAUGUCAGGUUGAGGUGUGUGUAUCAUGUCAGGUUGAGGUGUGUGUAUCAUGUCAGGUUGAGGUGUGUGUAUCAUGUCAGGUUGAGGUGUGUGUAUCAUGUCAGGUUGAGGUGUGUGUAUCAUGUCAGGUUGAGGUGUGUGUAUCAUGUCAGGUUGAGGUGUGUGUAUCAUGUCAGGUUGAGGUGUGUGUAUCAUGUCAGGUUGAGGUGUGUGUAUCAUGUCAGGUUGAGGUGUGUGUAUCAUGUCAGGUUGAGGUGUGUGUAUCAUGUCAGGUUGAGGUGUGUGUAUCAUGUCAGGUUGAGGUGUGUGUAUCAUGUCAGGUUGAGGUGUGUGUAUCAUGUCAGGUUGAGGUGUGUGUAUCAUGUCAGGUUGAGGUGUGUGUAUCAUGUCAGGUUGAGGUGUGUGUAUCAUGUCAGGUUGAGGUGUGUGUAUCAUGUCAGGUUGAGGUGUGUAGCUCUGCAAAAUUAUAUCCAGGGUCAACAAAAUCGUCGUCUGAUAUUUAUUUUAGUCAAAUUUAUUAUCGUAAUUUAUAAAAAUCAUUCAUGUUAAUUUAAUUAAAAAAACUCAGCAACAUCAUAAAUAAAGAAGGUUGAAUUUUUAUGACUUACAACCUAUGCCAUUGUGUAAAUAUAAACUUCUCUUUUGUGAAGGAACCUACUUGUUUUUAAAAAAAACAAAAUGCCUUCCUGUGUUGAAAUCUCCAGGCGGGCCAUCGCUUCAUUCUACUACAGGAAGAGGGAGAAGAAGAGAGUCCUGUACCUCUACAAUGAAAUGUUUCGCAGACGACUCGGGUACCUGACGCAUUUGAGGAAGAAGGUGCGCAAAGCUAUCAAAGCCAGGGAGCUGAAAAGGAAGGUGGGGCUCCUGGUGGCGCUACAGGUAAGGAUCUGCGCAUGCCGACGGACACAUGCAGGUGCGCCAUCUACGUUUACGUGCGUAUUAUGAAAAAUUGUGUUAAAGCGAAACAUAAAUUGUUAUAUUAGCACGAAUUGUUCGUGUCUAAUUAAUUCAUCUACAUAAACCAGUGUGCAUAUUCACAAACAUGGGAGUCCAUCAUAUCUAUAUUUACAAUGUUUGUAGCAUCGUGUCUGCUCAUUUUUAAAAAAUUAAAAUUCUUUUGAUUUUUUUUUUUAAAGUCACCCUAUUGGUCACUCUACCUUUUUAAAAAUUCCCUUUAUUGAUCUCUACACCUUUUAAAAAAUUCCCUUUAUUGAUCUCUACACCUUUUUAAAGUCACCAUUUGGUCUCUCAACCUUUGUAAAGUCCCCAUUUGGUCUCUCAACCUUUUUAAAGUCACCAAUUGGUCUCACCACCCUUUUUUCCCUGGUUACUAUCCAGUACAUAAAUGUUACAUUAAAUAUUUACAACUGGUAAUGGGAUAACCUGUAAAAAUGUCAGCAAUAUUUACAACUGGUAAUGGGAUAACCUGUAAAAAUGUCAGCAAUAUUUACAACUGGUAAUGGGAUAACCUGUAAAGAUGUCAGACAUAUUUACAACUGGUAAUGGGAUAACCUGUAAAGAUGUCAGCAAUAUUUACAACUGGUAAUGGGACAACCUGUUGGCUAUGGGAACACCUUUAAAGAGGUUAGAGAAAUGUAUAAUGUAACUUAUUUAUAUUUCAUGCCCAACUUAUUUUUAAAACAACAACAACAACAACUAAACCAUUUUUCCUAACUGUUCUAAAGACAUGGGUCAUUCUGAUUUUUUUGGCUGACUCUUGUCCCCGUUGCAGCGUCACUGUCCAGCUUGCUGUCGGUGGCUCCGCAUCUUCCAGUCCAACAGGGAGACGUGCAUCAUCUGUGAUGACAACCAGAAUGAGUUCUUUCACAUGUGCACCACCACGGGCUGC
Molecule: messenger RNA, 9057 nt
Organism: Lymnaea stagnalis (great pond snail)
Lineage: Eukaryota; Metazoa; Mollusca; Gastropoda; Lymnaeidae
Source: the annotation of a GenBank genome assembly